UGAAGUGAGCUGAAGUGAUCUGUGAACUGAAAAAAUCAGUAUUGGGUUUGGGAUAUGGGUAUAACGAACAUUUGUUAUUGUUUUAAAACUAAAUGAAAAUAGAAUCUCGAUGAAGAAUUUUUAAAUAUUUAUAAUGUAAAACCGACCCGUGCGUGUGUUUUUACUAUUCAUUUGAUUACAUUUUGUAUAAUAAUUCGAAUAUCAUAUAUGAUCCGAUAACAAAACACCAUGUCUAUGCGAAGAUUUUAUUUCAUAUUAUCUUUGUGUAUAUCAAUUUUUUGGUAUUUUCCUUUAACUUGGAACUUAACUUUUAUUGGAUUAUUUAGCUUGUCAGUAAUCGUGGCAAUCUUCGCAUUUACUCUUUUGGGCCAUGUAUCACUGUCUUCUCCUCAUCAAACAUCGCUUUUUAUAAUAGAUAGUAUUGAAAAGGAAGCUCGAAUGUUGGAAUCCGCAAUAAAGGAGGAGCAAAGCAAUUGGUCUUAUUCAAGUAAAAAGCCACAUUUGCCUGUGGUUUUUGGGCGAACAGUUGAUAGCCAAUUGCAGCAGUUAAUAGACUACUUUCUUAGAGAUUUUGUGACAAGAUGGAUAAAAGAACUCUCUCAUAAACCGGAACCUGUUAUUGAAAAAUUUAAAGAACACAUUUGGGGAGGUGUUCAAAAUUUGUAUGAGAGAAUGUUGAGAGUAGAUGCUGAAAAACUUUUGGCAAAUGAUAUGGUGACAAAAAUUACCCAGCACUUUGAGAGGAUAAGAAUUGCAAAAAGUUGUGCAUUGGAACUUAAUCAACCGCCAGUUUUUGCUUUAUUGCCUCAUUUAAUGUCUUUUGAUACGGAACUACAUUAUCUUCGACAAAUAAGUGAAAUGAUGGUUAUGUUUUUGAUGCCUAGAUGCUACUCUUUAACACCAGUUUCUCAUUUACUUAGAGAAGUGCUUGCGUGCAAAAUUCUUCAACCUGCAAUAGAUCUUAUAACAGAACCUGAUUAUAUAAAUCAAAAGAUUAUACAGUAUUUAGAAGCACAAAAGGAAGUGGAUGCUAUGCAUGUCCGAACCCAUGAAUAUGCCAAAACAUUUGAAGAUUAUAUUCGCCUUAUUAAUAACUGCAAUAACAUUGAUACACUUAAACGUUUGAGGUAUGACAUAGUAACACAGAUCAUGCAAGCAACAACUCUGCAAAAUAUUAAACGAGCCAAAGGUGUUGAUAUAGAAGUGAUUGAUAAGAGCGGAAACCAGCACAAUGUUAGCCGGCAACAAGUGGCUGAUGCAAGGAAACUAAAGAGAUACAUUGACCAAUUGACAAUUGCUAAAGCAGAGUGUGAGGCUGCAUUACAGAGCUUGGGGUGGGAUGGUGCUUUUCCUACUGUGGAAUCUGAUAGCAAGACAUUGCCUCUACAUAAAAUAUUGGAGAGUGUGACUGGGAGGAGGUAUCUUUCAAUGUUUUUGGAGACACUUUGCUCGCAAGGUCUUGUUGGGUUCUGGACAGCAGUGGAAGAACUGAGGCAUAGUCCAAGAAGUAGUUGGCAUCAGCUCGGCGCUGAAAUUUUUUAUACUUACAUAAGAUCUCCGAGUGCUGAAAUUAAAGUUGAUAAGGAAACAAGGAAAAGAAUGGAAUCGUUUUUAUUAGGUGACACUGGGCCAGAAGUAUUUUAUGAAGUCCAGGACACUGUAGUGGAUACAAUUCAAGAGAAAUAUUAUCAUUCCUUUUUGCUUAGUGAUCAAUAUAAGGCAUUAAAUGCUGAACUUGCUACAGAAGAGGCUAAUAAAGAAUUAAUAUCAGAGAGGUCCCCAAUUGAAGAUCGACAGCUGUCAAAUGAAUCGGUAUCAUCGGCAGAAAGUGUUGGUGGUACUGUACAUUUAAUAGAACAUUCUACUUAUGCCAGGAGGAAACUCGAUCAAUUGCAAGAGCGACAUAAUAAUAAAACACAGGCGUUAGCAGCACUCCGGGCGUCGCUGAAACCGGAGUCGCCCGCGCUAACCAUGCUCGCUAACGAGGUGGAGCGGCUCGCCGGCGAGCAGAUGCGGCUCGAGGCGCACCUCGCGCGCACCGACACGUGGGCGGAGCACCUGGGCCAGUGGCGCGCCAGCGUGCACAGCGCUGAGAUUAUUGAUGAAUCAAAACCACCCCAGUUUGUGAUAGUUGUUCAUAUGGCUGAACAGGACCCAAGCAAUGAAGACAGACCUGAACAGAUCACCACUGGGUGGGUGCUUUUGAGGACACUCAAUGAGUUUCAGGAACUUCAUCGAAAAUUAAGGCCUAUGUGUUCAGAACUAAAAAAUCUAGAGCUUCCUUCCAAUUCUUUUAAAUUUAUAUUUGGAAAAAAUGACAAGAAUUCGUUAGAAAAGGCGAAAAUUUUGAUACAAAAGUAUUUAGAGUUUGUUUUAGAAGACGAUAGAUUGAAUCAAUGUGAAGCGCUUUAUACCUUCUUAAACCCUAGCUCUGAGUACCUUAAACAAGGUGACUUACCAAAGAAAAAUAAGUUUUCAUUCUCUACAUUGUUCAAAAGCACCAGUAGUGAUGGAACAAAUCGAUCGUCUCAAGAGAAAGAAGCGUACCCGCAUAUAUCGGCUGACGAAGACGAGAUAUCUAUGUACCUGGAUGGGAACGGCGGCGAUAAUGCUGGCAAAAACGUUACUAAUUCUUUGAGAGGCACCGGACCAAUAGGCGAAGAAAGGGACAGCAUAGCGGAACCGCUGUACGCUCUGCUCAGCGAAGUGUUCGAUAUGCGUGGUGUGUUCAAGUGGCUCAGGAAGACUCUGGUUACUUUCGUGCAAAUCACUUAUGGACGGACUAUAAAUAGGCAAAUAAAGGAGACGAUAUCAUGGUUGUUCUCAGAGCAGAUGUUGCAUUACUACAUUAGUAUAGUUUUGAAAUCGUGGUGGCCGGGCGGCGUUCUCAGUGAAACUACCUCCAACCGAAAUAUUAGAGAUAAAGAGCACACGCGAACGCUGGCGCUCGCGCAGGUCAGCGAGAGCGUGGUGGGCGCGUUCUCGUCGCUCGUCGGCGCGCACGCGGCCGCGCGCGGUGCUCACAAGCUGUUCUACACGCUGCAGAAUAGCACGCACAAUAAGCAGCUCUUCUAUGAAAUCUUCGAGCUGGUUCUUCUAGAAGUAUUUCCCGAGCUGAAGCGCUACCACACGGCGUCGCUCAACGAAGCCAAAGCGUAUCGACAAUAGAUAAGUGUAAUCUGAUAAUAAUGCUUACAGGGAUGCUGUCGACAGAUGCUAUUUAUUUUAUUUUUCUACUCCUAAUUUUAUAUUUUCUUAUCUGUGACGACUUAUGUACGUACAAAGUACGUAUGUGUUUAACUUCGGCUAUCAAGCUGCAAGCACUCGACCGAUCUCAUUUUUAAUGACUUUUAAUGAAAUAUAAUGCUAUAUGUUGCUGUGUUAGUCUAGAAUAUUGGUCACAAUAUUGUUUUAUAUAUUUCGUACUCAGAAAAAUCAUUAAGCUCUUAUAUGACACUUAAUUUAGUGAAACUUUACUAGUGUCAUGGUUUUCUUAUCGUUUUAUUGUGUCGUUUGUUUCACUAUUAACUGCAUGUAUAUUCCACUUUUAAAACAAACACGUUUCCAUUAUAGUCUCAGUUUUAAACCAAACAGUAUACACACAAGAAUCUCUUAAACUUUAACAGAUAAAUGUAGAAUGUAUAUGUAAUAGGAACGGUCGGUUAUUUUAAAAAAUAAGUAGUUCGGUCGUGUUUCAUUUUAUGAUCGAUGUUGUAGUUUUUAUUGAUAUAAUGAUCACAAUCUAUUAAGUAGUUACUACGUAAACAAUAUGACGUGUUAUAUGUUGUCAAUAUUUUGCUGACAUAUCAAUAUUAACGGGACUUUUAAUGAAUUUUUAUAGCUACAUUUAGUUUCCGAUUACUUAAUAUGUGCCAAGACAGCUAUUCUAUAAAUUUCAUGGUAAUUUUGUUUUAUUCUAUAAAACGUCUUUACAAAUGUAUUAUCAAUUUGUCAGGAUAUUUUUUUUCAGAGAUAUGUAGUUCAAAUGGGGACUGAUUUAAAUGUAUUUAUUUUUAUUUGAAAACAUUUGCUUUGGAGUGACGUUUGAAAUUGGUCGAAUUAAUGAUCCAUGAGUUAUCCAUAAUUUAGUAUGAAAUUGUAUUGUUUUAGAUAUUAUUAUGAGCAUAUUUAGCAAAUCGAAACAUAUGACGUACCUGACUGUUAUUUUUUGUAGUUGUGAUAUGUCGCUGAAAUUCAAAAUUUUAAACAUUGUUGUGAUAACAAGAUAAUCAUGAAUGUUGACUGAACCUUAAGAAUUAUUAAAAAAUGUUGAAAGAAUAGAUCAUUUAAAUAAUAUAACUUGAUGAUAUAAAUGCGAAUGUGGUAUAAUUGCGAUUGGCGGAUAUUUCCCAUUUUCUAAAUAAAGUCUCAUUCAGAUUCAGUUAUAAUAUUAAUCAGAUUUUGUUAUAUGCAUAUUGUGUGCAUAUAUUUAAAUGGCAAGGAACAAAUUAAACAUGUUUUACACAUUAUGAUUUUUUAGGACGUAAGAUGAAUUACCUGAAGUUUCAUUGAACUCAAUUCAUUUUAAUAAAAAAAACCAAAUUCCGAUAUUUCAGUAUUGAUAAAUAAAUGUAUAUUGUUUAAACAAUUGAAUAAUUUUAACAUGAAGCGGGUUUAGAUCAUCCUACUUAUACAUAAUAGGUCGAUUUGCCGAUCAGUUAGUAGUUGCAUUUAAUGUCGAAAAACUCUAAUAAUAAUUUUUUACAUCAUUUUUUUCUCUUAGCCCAGUAACAAACGUUAAAGUUACUUUUAUUGAACCAAAAAUGUAUCCUAAUAUAAAAGUAUUUAAAGUUAGUUAUCCUAAUAGUAAAAGAGGCAAAGCUUUCAUUUCCUAACAAGUUGUUUCAUGAUUAUUUUACAUUCUUAUUUAAUAACUAUCCCACGUUUUCUAGUCGUUAAUGUAAGAUACAGUUUUAGCAGGCGCUGUGGAAUCAUCUAGACGCCCUAGGCAAUUGUUACGACUGUACGUGUCUUCGAAUUUCACAAAACUACAUUUUGUAUUAGACCUAAUAAUGGACUAUAGUUAUUUUUAUAUUUUGUAUAGUGUAUGUCUGUUAUAUGAACUCUUGUAAAUAUAAGUGUACGUACGUGCAAAUUAUGCUACAUUCCAGUGUUUCAGGUAUUUUAAAUACCGUUUUAGCUUUAUGUGUUAUGGGGCCUAAUCAUUUAAUUUGUUAGACGUUAACAUUCGUUCAUCAAUAGAAUAUUAGUAGAUUUAGAAAUAAAGGACUUUGAAACGGAUUUGAGACGCAAUUUAUUGAAUGAAUUAUUUACCCCGAUGUUUCGAUUCAUACUUUACAAAUCAGUCUGCCCGUGACCACGCUCGCUCGUGUUUUAAACCCGUUAAAAAGUAUAAUACUCGCGUAAAGUCAAGCACAAGAAAAUAGUAUAAUAGUGGAUGUUAGUUAGCUAACAUUUUCAAUCAGGUAAAUAAAAUUGAAAAUAUGUGGGUAGUUUUGAGUACUUCAUUAUUUAAGAAUAAGUCUGUCUUUAAAAUUUUCCAUUUCUACAGCGUUGCGAAUUAUGUGAUUCGGCCUCGCUUUAAGUGUUAUUUAAUGCACAAUAUAUGUACCUAAUAUAAGUAAUAAUACUUUUUAGUUUUGUAUAUUAUACUCUUACAGAAGGCUCUAAGUAUUUCGAAUAGGUACUAAAUUAUACUAAACAUUAAUGUUUUCACGUCUUUGGGACUAUAUAUUAAAUGUUAUAUUUAACGUUGACUAGAUGUACCUUGAUAAGGCAUGUUCAUCUCUGUGUAAAUUAGAAUGUUCAAUAAAAUAAUAUCUGACAA
Molecule: messenger RNA, 5788 nt
Organism: Zerene cesonia (dogface butterfly)
Lineage: Eukaryota; Metazoa; Arthropoda; Insecta; Lepidoptera; Pieridae
Gene: snz
Product: sorting nexin-25
Exons: 17
Coding region: 229-3168 (979 amino acids)
Cellular component (GO): intracellular membrane-bounded organelle
Molecular function (GO): phosphatidylinositol binding
Source: RefSeq, a predicted model, not a curated record